Striga asiatica is the source of this 453-nucleotide messenger RNA. Lineage: Eukaryota; Viridiplantae; Streptophyta; Magnoliopsida; Lamiales; Orobanchaceae. The record is from the annotation of a GenBank genome assembly.
AUGGGUAUGAAAGUUGAGCAGAGGUCACUAAAAAUAUUCGCCAUUGGAUUCUUGAAGUAUGCAAUCCAACGGUCAUUUUCACACAGCAAAAACGAGAGCAACAGCCCCACCGGCCAGAGCAUAAGUUUUCUGCCACCGUCUCUAGAGUCUGACGCCAUAGCCAACACCAUAAAGUCCUUUUUUCCGGCGGAGCCUGAGCCGAGCUCCUCCUCAGCCAUGGAGUUCCAAAUCUUCCAAUCUCCUGAUUUUAUCUCGAGAACCAGCUGCAAUCUCGCUAAUACACAGGAUUUGAGGCUUUCGCUUCAGUCUUUCCAAGAUCCUGUCUUGCUCCACCACCACAGCCGCCUCCAGCUCAGCCGCAGCCCCUGGUUUUGCCAGGUGGACAGAGAACCAAUUUUUACACAGAGGGGAACCCUUCAGUCAAGGGAAAAUCAAGAAGCGGCGAAAGUUUGA